GACUGGACGUGGACGUGGACGUGGACAUGGACGUGGACAUGGACGUCGACGUGGACAUGGACGUGGAGGACGUGGACGUGGACGUGGACGUGGACCUGGACGUGGACGUAGACGUGGACAUGGGCGUGGACGUGGACGUGGACGUGGACGUGGACGUGGACGUGGACGUGGACGUGGACAUGGACGUGGACGUGGACGUGGACGUGGACGUGGCCGUGGACGUGGACAUGGAAGUGGACGUGGACGUGGACAUGGACGUGGAGGACGUGGACAUGGACGUGGACGUGGUUGUGGACAUGGACGUGGACGUGGACGUGGACUUGGACGUGGACGUGGAGAUGGACGUGGACGUGGACGUGGACGUGGACGUGGACUUGGACGUGGACGUGGACGUGGACGUGGACGUGGACGUGGACGUGGACUUGGACGUGGACAUGGACGUGGAGGACUUGGACGUGGACUUGGACGUGGACAUGGAUGUGGACGUGGACGUGGAUGUGGACAUGGACGUGGACGUGGAGAUGGACGUGGACGUGGACGUGGACGUGGACUUGGACGUCGACAUGGACGUGGAGGACUUGGACGUGGACGUGGACGUGGACGUGUAUGUGGACGUGGACGUGGACGUGGAUGUGGACAUGGACGUGGACGUGGACGUGGACGUGGACGUGGAGAUGGACAUGGACGUGGACUUGGACGUGGACGUGGACGUGGACGUGGACGUGGACAUGGACGUGGACGUGGACGUGGACGUGGACGUGGACCUGGACGUGGACGUGGACGUGGACGUGGACUUGGACGUGGACGUGGAGGUGGACGUGGACAUGGACGUGGACGUGGACGUGGACGUGGACAUGGACGUGGAGGUGGACGUGGACAUGGACAUGGACGUGGACGUGGACGUGGACGUGGACGUGGACGUGCACGUGGACGUGGACGUGGACGUGGACGUGGACGUGGACAUGGACGUGGACGUGGACGUGGACGUGGACGUGGACGUGGACAUGGACGUGGACGUGGACGUGGACUUGGACAUGGACGUGAACGUGGACGUGGACGUGGACGUGGUCGUGGACGUGGUCGUGGACAUGGACGUGGACGUGGACGUGGACGUGGACGUGGACGUGGACAUGGACGUGGACGUGGACGUGGACGUGGACGUGGACGUGGACGUGGACGUGGACGACGUGGACGUGGACGUGGACAUGGACGUGGACGUGGACGUGGACGUGGACGACGUGGACGUGGACGUGGACAUGGACGUGGACGUGGACGUGGACGUCGACGUGGACAUGGACGUGGACGUGGACGUGGACGUGCACAUGGACGUGGACGUGGACAUGGACGUGGACGUGGACGUGGACGUGGACAUGGACGUGGACGUGGACGUGGACCUGGACGUGGACGUGGACGUAGACCUGGACGUGGAUGUGGACGUGGACGUGGACGUGGACGUGGACAUGGACGUGGACGUGGACGUGGACGUGGACGUGGACGUGGAGGUGGACAUGGACAUGGACGUGGACGUGGACGUGGACGUGGACUUGGACGUGGACAUGGACGUGGACGUGGACGUGGACAUGGACGUGGACGUGGACGUGAACCUGGACGUGGACUUGGACGUGGACAUGGACGUGGAGGACUUGGACGUGGACGUGGAUGUGGACAUGGAUGUGGACAUGGACGUGGACGUGGAUGUGGACAUGGACGUGGACGUGGACGUGGACGUGGACGUGGAGAUGGACGUGGACGUGGACGUGGACGUGGACUUGGACGUGGACAUGGACGUGGAGGACUUGGAUGUGGACGUGGACGUGGACAUGGAGGUGGACGUGGACGUGGACGUGGAUGUGGACAUGGACUUGGACGUGGACGUGGACGUGGACGUGGACGUGGACAUGGACGUGGACGUGGAUGUGGACGUGGACCUGGACGUGGACGUGGACGUGGACGUGGACGUGGACGUGGACGUGGACAUGGACGUGACGUGGACGUGGACAUGGACCGUGGACGUGGACUUGGACGUGGACUUGGACGUGGACGUGGACGUGGACGUGGACUUGGACGUGGACGUGGACGUGGACGUGGACAUGGACGUGGACGUGGACGUGGACGUGGACAUGGACGUGGGCGUGGACGUGGACGUGGACGUGGCGUGGGACGACUUGGACGUGGACGUGGAUGUGGACAUGGAUGUGGACAUGGACGUGGACGUGGAUGUGGACAUGGACGUGGACGUGGACGUGGACGUGGACGUGGAGAUGGACGUGGACGUGGACGUAGGACUGGACGUGGACGUGGACGUGGACGUGGACGUGGACAUGGACGUGGACGUGGACGUGGACAUGGACGUGGACGUGGACGUGGACAUGGACAUGGACGUGGACGUGGACGUGGACGUGGACAUGGACGUGGACGUGGACGUGCACAUGGACGUGGACGUGGACGUGGACAUGGACGUGGACAUGGACGUGGACGAGGACGUGGACGUGGACGUGGACGUGGACAUGGACGUGGACCUGGACGUGGACGUGGACGUGAACGUGGACGUGGACGUGGACGUGGACAUGGACGUGGACGUGGAGGUGGACUUGGACAUGGACGUGAACGUGGACGUGGACGUGGACGUGGUCGUGGACGUGGACGUGGACAUGGACGUGGACGUGGACGUGGACGUGGACGUGGACGUGGACGUGGACGUGGUCGUGGACGUGGACAUGGACGUGGUCGUGGACGUGGCCUUGGACGUGGACAUGGACGUGGACGUGGACGUGGACAUGGACGUGGACGUGGACGUGGACGUGGACGUGGACUUGGACGUGGACGUGGACGUGGACGUGGAGGACUUGGACGUGGACGUGGACGUGGACGUGGACGUGGACAUGGAUGUGGACGUAGACAUGGACGUGGACGUGGACGUGGACAUGGACAUGGACGUCGACAUGGACGUGGAGGACUUGGGCGUGGACGUGGACGUGGACGUGGACGUGGACGUGGAUGUGGACGUAGACAUGGACGUGGACAUGGACGUAGACGUGACAUGGACGUGGACGUGGACGUGGACGUCGACGUGGACAUGGACGUGGACCGUGGACGUGGACAUGGACGUGGACGUCGACGUGGACAUGGACGUGGACAUGGACGUGGACCUGGACGUGGACGUGGACGUGGACAUGGAUGUGGACGUGGACGUGGACAUGGCCGUGGACGUGGACGUGGACAUGCACGUGGACGUGGACAUGGACAUGGACGUGGACGUGGACGUGGAGAUGGACGUGGACGUGGACAUGGACGUGGACGUGGACGUGGACAUGGACGUGGACGUGAACAUGGACGUGGACGUGGACAUGGACAUGGACGUGGACGUGGACGUGGACAUGGACGUGGACGUGGACGUGGACAUGGACGUGGACGUGGACAUGAACAUGGACGUGGACGUGGACGACAUGGACGUGGACGUGGACAUGGACGUGGACGUUGACGUGGAGGUGGACAUGGACGUGGACGUGGACAUGGACGUGGACGUGGACGUGGACGUGGAGGUGGACAUGGAUGUGGACGUGGACGUGGACAUGGACGUAGACGUGGACGUGGACAUGGACAUGGACGUGGACGUGGACAUGGACGUGGACGUGGACGUGGACAUGGACGUGGACAUGGACAUGGACGUGGACGUGGACGUGGACUCGGACGUGGACGACUUGGACGUGGACAUGGACGUGGACGUGGACAUGGACGUGGACAUGGACGUGGACGUGGACGUGGACGUGGACGUGGACGUGGACGUGGACGUGGAUAUGGACGUGGACGUGGACGUGGACGUGGACGUGGACAUGGACGUGGACGUGGACGUGGACGUGGACGUGGACGUGGACGUGGACAUGGACGUGGACGUGGACGUGGACGUGGACGUGGCCGUGGACGUGGACAUGGAAGUGGACGUGGACGUGGACGUGGACAUGGACGUGGAGCACGUGGACGUGGACGUGGACGUGGAUGUGGACAUGGACGUGGACGUGGACGUGGACGUGGACGUGGACUUGGACGUGGACAUGGACGUGGACGUGGACGUGGACAUGGACGUGGAUGUGGACGUGGACCUGGACGUGGACGUGGACUUGGACGUGGACAUGGACGUGGAGGACUUGGACGUGGACGUGGACGUGGACAUGGAUGUGGACGUGGAUGUGGACAUGGACGUGGACGUGGACAUGGAGAUGGACGUGGACGUGGACGUGGACGUGGACUUGGACGUGGACAUGGACGUGGAGGACUUGGACGUGGACGUGGACGUGGACGUGGAUGUUGACGUGGACGUGGACGUGGAGGUGGACAUGGACGUGGACGUGGACGUGGACGUGGAGAUGGACGUGGACGUGGACUUGGACGUGGACGUGGACGUGGACGUGGACGUGGACGUGGACGUGGACCUGGACGUGGACGUGGACGUGGACGUGGACUUGGACGUGGACGUGGACGUGGACGUGGACGUGGACCUGGACGUGGACGUGGACGUGCACAUGGACGUGGACGUGGACGUGGACAUGGACGUGGACGUGGACGUGGACGUGGACGUGGACGUGGACAUGGAUGUGAACCUGGACGUGGACGUGGACGUGGACGUGAACGUGGACGUGGACGUGGACGUGGACAUGGACGUGGAUGUGGACGUGGACUUGGACAUGGACUUGGACAUGGACGUGGACGUGGACGUGGUCGUGGACGUGGUCGUGGACGUGGUCGACUUCGACGUGGACGUGGACGUGGACAUGGAUGUGGACGUGGACGUGGACGUGGAUGUGGACAUGGACGUGGACGUGGACGUGGACGUGGACUUGGACGUGGACGUGGAGAUGGACGUGGACGUGGACGUGGACGUGGAUGUGGACGUGGACGUGGACAUGGACGUGAACGUGGACGUGGACGUGGACCUGGACGUGGACGUGGACGUGGACGUGGACCUGGACGUGGACGUGGACUUGGACGUGGACAUGGACGUGGACGUGGACGUGGACGUGGAUGUGGACGUGGACGUGGACGUGGACAUGGACGUGGACGUGGACGUGGAGAUGGACGUGGACGUGGACGUGGACGUGGACUUGGACGUGGACGUGGACGUGGACGUGGACUUGGACGUGGACAUGGACGUGGAGGACUUGGACGUGGACCUGGACGUGGACAUGGAGGUGGACGUGGACGUGGACGUGGAUGUGGACGUGGACGUGGACGUGGACGUGGACGUGGACGUGGACGUGGACGUGGACGUGGACAUGGACGUGGACGUGGACGUGGACGUGGACCUGGACGUGGACGUGGACGUAGACGUGGACGUGGACGUGGACGUGGACGUGGACAUGGACGUGGACGUGGACGUGGACGUGGACGUGGACCUGGACGUGGACGUGGACGUGGACGUGGACGUGGACAUGGACGUGGACGUGGACGUGGACGUGGACGUGGACGUGGACGUGGACGUGGACAUGGACAUGGAUGUGGACGUGGACGUGGACGUGGACGUGGACAUGGACGUGGACCGUGGACGUGCACAUGGACGUGGACGUGGACAUGGACAUGGACGUGGACGUGGACGUGGACAUGACGUGGACGUGGACGUGGACGUGGACGUGGACAUGGAGGUGGACGUGGACGUGGACGUGGACGUGGACGUGGACGUGGACGUGGACGUGGACAUGGACGUGGACAUGGACGUGGACAUGGACGUGGACGUGGACGUGGACGUGGAGGACAUGGACGUGGAGGACUUGGACGUGGACAUGGACGUGGACGUGGACGUGGACGUGGACGUGGACAUGGACGUGGCCGUGGACAUGGACGUGGACAUGGACAUGGACGUGGACAUGGACGUGGACCUGGACCUGGACGUGGACGUGGACCUGGACGUGGACGUGGACGUGGACAUGGACGUGGACGUGGACGUGGACGUGGACGUGGACGUGGAGGUGGACGUGGACGUGGACGUGGACAUGGACGUGGACUUGGACGUGGACAUGGACGUGGACGUGGACGUGGACGUGGACGAGGACGUGGACGUGGACGUGGACGUGGACGAGGACGUGGACGUGGACGUGGACGUGGACGUGGACAUGGACGUGGACGUGGACGUGGACAUGGACGUGGAGGUGGACGUGGACAGGGACGUGGAGGUGGACGUGGACGUGGACGUAGACGUGGACGUGGACGUGGACGUGGAUAUGGACGUGGACGUGGACGUGGACGUGGACCUGGACGUGGACCUGGACGUGGACGUGGACGUGGACGUGGACAUGGACGUGGACAUGGACGUGGACGUGGACGUGGACAUGGACGUGGAGGUGGACGUGGACGUGGACUUGGACGUGGACAUGGACGUGGACGUGGACGUGGACGUGGACGUGGACGAGGACGUGGACGUGGACGUGGACGUGGACGAGGACGUGGACGUGGACAGGGACGUGGAGGUGGACGUGGACGUGGACGUAGACGUGGACGUGGACGUGGACGUGGACGUGGACAUGGACGUGGACGUGGACGUGGACGUGGACCUGGACGUGGACCUGGACGUGGACGUGGACGUGGACAUGGACGUGGACAUGGACGUGGACGUGGACGUGGACAUGGACGUGGAGGUGGACGUGGACAGGGACAUAGACGUGGACGUGGAGGUGGACAUGGACGUGGACGUGGAGGUGGACGUGGACGUGGACGUGGACGUGGACCUGGACGUGGACGUGGACGUGGACGUGGACGUGGACGUGGACUUGGACGUGGACAUAGACGUGGACGUGGACGUGGACGUGGACGUGGACAUGGACGUGGACGUGGACGUGGACGUGGACUUGGACGUGGACAUGGACGUGGACAUGGACGUGGACGUGGACUUGGACGUGGACAUGGACGUGGACGUGGACAUGGACGUGGACAUGGACGUGGACGUGGACUUGGACGUGGACAUGGACGUGGACAUGGACGUCCACGUCUACUGA
This is a messenger RNA of Closterium sp. NIES-65, 6983 nucleotides long. NCBI's taxonomy places the organism in Eukaryota, Viridiplantae, Streptophyta, Zygnematophyceae, Desmidiales, Closteriaceae. The record is from the annotation of a GenBank genome assembly.